GACAAAGAAAUUUUCACUUCUGGUUUCUGGGUUGGCAUCCAAUGUGGAACACUCUUUGGAUCCCAUCUUUCUCUCUCUAAAGCUUUCUCUUUCUGAACCCACACACACUCUCUCUCUGUGUCUCUCUCUGUGUUUUCUCUGUGUCUUAAAGUUUGUUUUUUAGUUUUCUGGAGCUUAAAGCUUUCAUCUUUAUGGGUUUUCUCUGCAACUUCUAUCUUUAAGCUCUGAACCCAUUUUACCACAGAUUUUGGUUUCAUAUUUUCAUUCUCUCCAAAUGGGUCUUUGAUCCCCACUUUUGACUGCCAUUUUGAUCAAAAACUCUCUUUGCCGAACUUUUCUUUCUGACCAAUUCGGUUUCAAAGAUGAAGUCUUUGACUCAGCUCGACUCAGCUGUGUUUCAGCUCACACCCACCAGAACCAGGUGUGAUUUAGUGAUAUCUGCAAAUGGAAAGACAGAGAAACUAGCUUCAGGGUUGUUGAAUCCCUUUCUUGCCCACUUGAAGACUGCACAAGAACAGAUGGCCAAGGGGGGAUAUUCAAUUACUCUUGAGCCUGAGCGUGGGACUGAUGCAUCGUGGUUCACAAAGGGUACAGUGGAAAGGUUUGUUCGUUUUGUGAGCACUCCAGAGGUUUUGGAAAGGGUGUAUAACUUGGAAUCCGAGAUAUUACAGAUUGAGGAGGCAAUUUCAAUUCAAGGAAACACUGAUAUGGGCAUUAGUACGGUAAAUAUAUUCUGUUAUGUCCAGAAGAAUAUUUACAUGCUUGUUGUAGAAACUUUGAUUUCAGUUCUUUUUCUUGUGUGGCAGGUAGAAGAAAGUCAAGCAAAACCUGUGGAAAGUAUUGAAGGCAGCAGACAUUUACUGGAUGCAAAUGAGGAUAAAGCAAUUGUUCUGUACCAGCCUGGUGGAAAUCCACCCGAAGCAAACAGAUCAACUGCACAAGAGGGAAAUUCCAAAGUUCAGCUUCUAAAAGUCCUGGAAACUCGCAAAACUGUGCUUCAGAAAGAGCAAGGCAUGGCUUUUGCCCGUGCUGUAGCAGCUGGUUUUGACAUUGAUAAUAUGUCCCCAUUGAUGUCAUUUUCUGAAUGCUUUGGAGCCUCACGCUUGAAGGAUGCUUGUAUAAGAUUUAAGGACUUGUGGAAGAAAAAGCAUGAAACUGGGCAGUGGCUUGAAAUUGAGGCAGCUGAAGCAAUGUCUAGCCGACCUGACUUCUCUGCCAUGAAUGCAUCAGGAAUUAUUCUUUCUAGUGUGGCCAACGAAUCCCAUACUGAGUUGGCAUCAGAAAAUAAUGGAAAAUCAAGUGGUGUCACUAGUGCAAGUGAAAAGUCUCCUAUGGAUAACCAACCACCACUAGGCCACCAAGAAUACUUUCAAGGCCAGUUUCCACAUCAGAUGUACCCUCCCUGGCCAAUGCAUUCUCCUCCUGGCAUGUUGCCAGUUUAUCAACCAUAUCCCAUGCAAGGCAUGCCUUACUAUAAGAACUACCCAGGAGCUAGCCCAUAUUUUCAGCCACCUUAUCUACCUGUUGAGGAUCCUAGUGUAAAUCCAGGUCAAAGGAUCAGACAAAGAAGGCAUUCAAUGGACAGUAGUAAAAGCAAUAUUGAAUCCGAAACAUGGGACAUGGAUGUUCCCAGAACAAGAUCGUCAGAUGAUGCAGAGUCAGAGAAGGAAACUUUGCAAAGUCGAGAAUCACAGAAGAAGGCUGGCCGGUCAAGUAAAAAACAAGCAGGCAUGGUUGUCAUUCGAAACAUUAAUUACAUCACUUCAAAGGGACAGGACUCUUCAGAUACUGAAUCACAAUCAGCUUCUGAAUCUCAAACUGAUGAGGAAGGUGAAGGCUUACAUGUCAGUUCUUCAGAGAGAAAACAUAAGAACUCUCUUAGAUCCUCCAAAAGAAAUGGAAAUCAUUCGAAGUCUUCUGGUAAAGAAGAAAUGACAUUUGGGGAGGCAGAUGGUGGACAUUGGCAAGCAUUUCAGAAUUUCUUACUUAAAGAUGCCGACGAAGAUAAACACGGUGUUGAUGAAGCCAUGUUUGCCAUGGAAAAGAAGGCUCAGUUGAAAAGGAGACAAAAUAUGGGGGGUGAUGAUCCUAUUACUUUUGGUGGACAAGAUAAGGGUGAAACUCAAACAGGUAGUGUAGCAGAUAUACAUAACUUAAGUGGAAAAAUUACUCGCAUGCAAACAACUGAUGAAUCAUUGAUUUCUAAGGGAGGGCAUCAGUUAGGUGAUGGUGGGAGGACCAGGGAUGGUGAAUUGGAUUUACAGUAUACAGAAAUAGAUGGCAGAAGAGUGGGAUAUCAAAGGUCCACAGGUGAUGAUUUUGUGAUUCAUAGACAAGAAAACCAUUCAGGGUUUACAAGUUCUCCAGAUCAUUUGGCUGUCAAUGGAUUUGGACGUGAAACCAAUAGUACAGAUAGGAGAGCAUCCCAUAAUAUGGAUGAUGAUUCCUAUGUAGUUUCAUUAAGGUCAACUUCACUAUAUCAAACUGGAAAUGAUUACAGAAAUGCUAUUGACAUGGACUCUGAAUCAGCCAUGCAGAAAGCAGAAAACUUGUCUAAUCGGGUUGGGAGCCAAGUCAAUUAUGAGCCAGAUGAAUUGAGUUUGAUGCCUGAACGUGGGGCAGAAAGAGGAGCAACUGGCUAUGAUCCUGCUUUGGAUUAUGAAAUGCAAGUUCAAACUAAAGAUGGUGCUUCACUGAACAAGAAAAAUAAGGAGGUGGUGACUGACAUCAAGCAAGGGGCUAAGAAAUCAAGCAAGGACCUUAGGUCAAAACCAACGCCAGAGAAGAAGAAUGUAGGGCCAAUAAGGAAAGGAAAGCCUUCAAAGUUGAGUCCUUUGGAUGAAGCUCGAGCACGUGCUGAUAAGCUAAGAACCUAUAAAGCUGAUCUCCAGAAAAUGAAGAAAGAGAGGGAAGAGGAAGAGAUAAAACGGUUAGAAGCUCUGAAGAUGGAGAGGCAAAAGAGAAUUGCUGCAAGAGGCAGCUCCAUUUCUGCUCAAUCAUCACAAUCCUCGCAGCUGACUAGGAAACAAAUUCCAACAAAGACUCCACCUAGCUCUCACAAAGGUUCAAAGUUCAGUGAUUCAGAACCAGGGUCAACUUCACCUCUGCAAAGGUAUCCUGUUAGAGCUGCUUCUUUGGGACCCAAUGAUUUGCAGAAGACCAAACAUAGUAAAUUAAAAACAGGAAGCCAGUCUGCUGGAAAUAGGUUAAGCCAGUCGGUGUCUUCCCUGUCUGAGGCCAAGAAAGAGAAUGCUGGUGAUACAAAGGCAUCUAUGGCACGGAUUAGAAGAUUAUCGGAGCCUAAAAUGAAUAGCAGUCAUCAUGUCUCUUCAGUGAAGCAGCGAAGUGCUGAAUCAGUGUCAAAAACAAAAGUAUCUGAUGGCCCUGAGAUCAAAAAAAUAUCUGCAAUAGUGAAUUAUGAUAGAACCAAGGCAGCUACCCUUCCGGAGCUGAAAAUCAGAACAUCCAAAGGACCUGAUACUGUGCAGAGCAAAUCAACAGCAAAAGAAACGUCACAAAAGGGUACUGGAAAUAAGUCUUCUGUAACAUCUGAAGGUGGUGAACCGAGUAAGAAUGGUGAGAAAUUUUCAGCCCAUAGUGAUGUUGAUGACAAUCCAAUAAUUGAAAAGACUGUUGUGAUGCUCGAACGUGAGAAACCUUCCAUUCCUGUCAUACAUGCAUCUGAAGAAAAUUCGAGCAUACAGAAGGGAAAGUUUGAUAAUUUGAAAACCAGUGAUAAAACUGUUACAGUUUCAGAUUAUGCUGCCAUUCGUGCACCAGUUUCUCCACUUUCCAUGGACACUGCUGAUGAAGAACCUACUGAACACCAAUUACCAAAGCAAAUUAGUUCCUAUAAGGACGCUAGGGGUGAUGCAGGGAAGGAACCGCCAAACUCAACAAGCAUUGGUGUUGCUGAAAAACCAUAUCAAGCCCCUUAUGCUCGGGUUUCUUCAUUGGAAGAUCCAUGUACUAAAAACACAGAGUAUGGCAAAGCACCCCCUGUAAACCUAGAGAGUAUGGCAACCAGUUCAGUGUCUGGUAAAGCGCAUGUAUUUGAAUCUAGGAACCUGAAGCUGGAAAAGAUUCCAGAAACCUUGGAGAAGCCCCAGGUAAAGGAAUCAUCAAAAGGAUUUAGACGGCUGUUAAAGUUUGGAAGAAAGAAUCAUAGUUCAGGUGCAGGUGAAUAUAAUGCUGAAUCAGACAAUAUCAGCAUCAAUGGUUCCGAGGCAGAUGAUAAUGGGAUAGCUACUGCUGCUUCAGAUGAAGUUCAUACAUUGAAGAAUCUAAUUUCUCGGGAUGAAACUCCCACAGCAAGUGCUACUCCACAAAAGCCUUCUCGCCAUUUCUCCUUAUUGUCACCAUUCCGGAGUAAGAAUAGUGACAAGAAGCUUCCAACGGCAUGAUGCGGAUACUUUUACAUUUGAAGGUGAGAAAGUGGCUAGCUUUUCUUCUUUCUCCAACAUUUUGGUCAGAAGUAAAUUAUCAUACUUUAUUUAAUUCACUUUGUUUUUGUAAUUUUCUUAUUUUUGAAAAAACACAAAAUGUCAAAUUGUUGUUGUAUAGAGCUUUUUUUUUUUUUUUUUUUUUUUUUUUUUAAA
Messenger RNA from Ziziphus jujuba (common jujube), 4598 nucleotides. Its product is annotated as COP1-interacting protein 7. The coding region runs from base 363 to 4403 and encodes 1346 amino acids. Lineage: Eukaryota; Viridiplantae; Streptophyta; Magnoliopsida; Rosales; Rhamnaceae. The transcript is spliced from 12 exons. The record is from RefSeq and is a predicted model, not a curated record.